AUGCCUCACUUCUGCGCCACUACUCCUACAGGAUACAACAAAACAGUUCUACAUAGAUGCAAUGCAUCGGACUAUGCCACUGGAGCCAUAUUAUCCCAACGCAACCCUGAAGGGAAACUAGCUCCAGUAGCCUACCUAUCCAAGUCACUGUCCCCUGCUGAAAAGAAUUACAACAUUUUUGACAAGGAACUAUUGGCAGUCAUUAGGGCAUUUAAAAUGGCGCCAUUUACUGGAAGGAUCAGAGUUACCAAAUUUGGAGUAUUUCUCUACAUCACAAUCCCUGAACAAGCGUCAAAUUCGAUGGCAAAUUUCCUAGUAGACUACAAUUUCCAAAUCAUCUACAGACCAGGAGCACAAAAUAAGAAGGCAGAUAUCCUCUCUAGACGCUAUGAUCUAGUACCCCUUGAAGGGGGGGUAGAGAACCAAGUUCUCUUGAAACCAGAACUUUUCAUCUCAUCAAUCACCCCAGAUCAGGAAAUUAACGACCUGAUUGGUGAAGCAAUCUAUGAGGAUGAACGUCUUAAAGAGAUCUUGUACAAGCUCCAGAACAAGAAUAAAGUAGUCGAUUGGGAGUUAAAAGAAGGAUUACUAUGGUUUCAAGGGAAAAUAUUUGUACCUAAGGAUGAGACUAUCAGGAACCUUAUUCUAGAAUCCAGACAUGACGCUUUAGCAGCAGGGCAUCCAGGACAGACCAGAACAUUGGAACUUGUCUCCCGAAAUUAUUACUGGCCUUCCCUGAAGAAAUUUGUCAACUCUUAUGUCAACCAUUGUGAAACCUGCAUUCGGUCCAAACCUACAAAUCAAGUACCUAUAGGUCUAUUAAAGCCAUUACAAAUUCCUGAACGUCCUUGGGAAGAUAUAGCAUACGAUAUGAUUGUAGGAUUACCAGUUUCAGAAGGGUUUGACGCUAUCCUCACUGUCAUUGACCGGUUCUCAAAAAUGGUACAUUUCAUUCCCACUCAAUCCACGGCGUCUGCUAUCGACAUUGCCAAUUUGUUCACAUACGUAUGGAAAUUACACGGUCUACCUAGGAGUACAGUCUCAGAUAGAGGUCCCACUUUUAAUGCCAACCUACCAUCCGCAAACAGAUGGACAGACAGAACGGAUACAAAAGAGGCUGAAAUCUUCAUUCGAAUGUUUGGGAAUCACCAACAAUCGGACUGGGUAUCAUUACUCCCUAUAGCCGAGUUUGCCCUUAAUAACUUAAAGCAAUCUUCCACGGGUAAAUCCCCUUUCCAAAUAUGUUACGGAGUAAAUCCACGAUUCUCUGUGGGUCAAAAAUCAGAUGAAUCUGUUCCCAAUGCAGACAAACAUGCAGAAUUCCUAGAAAAAGGCUACGAUGAAGUCAAAGCAGCACUCUCAUUGUCACAAGAAAGGAUGAAACAUUUCUACAACCAACGUCACAGGGAGGAAGAAGAAAUUCAAGUAGGAGAUAAGGUCUGGUUAAGCCAUCAAAAUAUAUCCACCGACAGACCGUCCAUUAAACUCAGCCAUAAAAAGUUAGGACCCUACUUAGUCAUUGAAAAAUUGUUCCACCCCGAUCCUCACGGACGUGAUCCUCCUCAACCUGCACCAAUCAUCACAGAAGAAGGUGAAGAGGAAUACGAAAAGUUAUGGUACCUGGUCAAAUGGAAAGGAUAUGAUGAAGGAAGUAAUUCAUGGGAGCCAAUAGACAAUGUGGGAAAUGCUCAAGAAAUCCUAGAAGAAUUUCACAAGGAACAUCCUGACGCAGUUGGAGCUUGA
Molecule: messenger RNA, 1743 nt
Organism: Rhizoctonia solani
Lineage: Eukaryota; Fungi; Basidiomycota; Agaricomycetes; Cantharellales; Ceratobasidiaceae
Product: Retrotransposable element Tf2 protein
Exons: 5
Coding region: 1-1743 (580 amino acids)
Biological process (GO): DNA integration
Molecular function (GO): nucleic acid binding
Source: RefSeq, a predicted model, not a curated record